AUGCCGUGGACUGGGGUGAACCCGGUGCAGGACCCUCCCGAGUAUGACCCAGAGAACAAGUAUGCAGACCCUGUGCUGUAUUACAGGCACCGCGAGGCCGCUGUGACGGAGGCCUACAUCAAGGUCUCGGAGGCCAAGGUCCUGCGUCGCAAGCUCAAGGAGUGCUACCGGACAGAGGGCAUCGACCACCUCACCCAGUGCAAGGAGGUCGCACAAAAGUACCUGGAGGCCAUCAAGGGCGUGGGCAUCUACAAGGCCAACUCUGGCCCGCAUGACAAGGCCACCUGGGCCAAGGACAAGCAAUGA
Molecule: messenger RNA, 306 nt
Organism: Auxenochlorella protothecoides
Lineage: Eukaryota; Viridiplantae; Chlorophyta; Trebouxiophyceae; Chlorellales; Chlorellaceae
Product: NADH dehydrogenase [ubiquinone] 1 beta subcomplex subunit 10-A
Exons: 3
Coding region: 1-306 (101 amino acids)
Source: RefSeq, a predicted model, not a curated record